Peromyscus eremicus (cactus mouse) is the source of this 2726-nucleotide messenger RNA. It is a transcript of the gene Cpeb3, whose product is annotated as cytoplasmic polyadenylation element binding protein 3. NCBI's taxonomy places the organism in Eukaryota, Metazoa, Chordata, Mammalia, Rodentia, Cricetidae. The transcript has 11 exons. Gene Ontology annotation, biological process: negative regulation of cytoplasmic translation. The record is from RefSeq and is a predicted model, not a curated record. Gene Ontology annotation, cellular component: neuron projection; nucleus; cytoplasm. Gene Ontology annotation, molecular function: mRNA regulatory element binding translation repressor activity; translation factor activity, RNA binding; ribosome binding. Bases 369 to 2492 code for a protein of 707 amino acids.
CGACGCAGGGGCGGCUCGGAGCAGCCUGGGAGAUGUAGUCCUUGGACCGUCCCCGCUAGAGGCUGCACAGCCCGCCGGGACCCCCGCCGCCGCGCCCGCCGCUGCCGGGCCGGCGCCCUCCCGUUUCCUUCCUCCAGGGGCAAAAAAUGUCCUUCGGGCCGCUGUCCGGGAAGCGGCAGCAUGUGGCGCUCCGCUGUCAGUAGCAACAAGAGAAUUUCUCAGGCUCCCGUUGAGACCUGAAACGCCAAGAAGCCAGGAAAUCUCUUGGGCGGUGAAUUGGAGACGAGAAAAUUGGAGAAUAAGCAGAAAAACCACAAUCCUUAGAGUAAUAAGAAGCAAACACGUCUAAACGUUUCACUGCGCAAACCAUGCAGGAUGAUUUACUGAUGGACAAAAGCAAAACCCAGCCCCAGUCUCAGCAGCAGCAGCGGCAGCAGCAGCAGCAACAGCUCCAGCCCGAGCCCGGCGCAGCCGAAGCCCCGUCCACGCCCCUCUCCUCAGAGACCCCCAAGCCCGAAGACAGUAGCGCAGUGCCGGCCCUCAGCCCCGCCUCGGCCCCGCCAGCCCCCAACGGCCCCGACAAGAUGCAGAUGGAGUCGCCGCUCCUGCCGGGCUUGAGUUUCCAUCAGCCCCCUCAGCAGCCGCCGCCGCCGCCGCAGGAGCCCGCGGCGCCCGGAGCGUCGCUGUCGCCGUCCUUUGGCAGCACCUGGUCCACGGGCACGACGAACGCGGUAGAGGACAGCUUCUUCCAGGGGAUCACCCCGGUCAACGGGACCAUGCUCUUCCAAAACUUCCCGCACCACGUCAACCCGGUCUUCGGAGGCACCUUCUCCCCGCAGAUCGGCCUGGCGCAGACCCAGCACCACCAGCAGCCGCCGCCGCCCGCGCCGCAGCCGCCGCAGCCCGCGCAGCCCCCGCAGGCGCAGCCCUCGCAGCAACGCCGCUCGCCCGCCAGCCCCAGCCAGGCGCCCUAUGCGCAGAGGAGCGCCGCCGCCUACGGCCACCAACCCAUCAUGACCAGCAAGCCGUCCUCAUCCUCGGCCGCUGCAGCCGCUGCUGCCGCGGCCGCCGCCUCCUCGGCCUCGUCCAGCUGGAACACGCACCAAAGCGUGAACGCCGCCUGGAGUGCCCCGUCCAACCCGUGGGGUGGCCUACAGGCUGGCCGGGACCCUCGCCGCGCCGUCGGUGUGGGCGUGGGCGUGGGUGUGGGGGUACCCUCCCCGCUUAACCCCAUCUCGCCGCUCAAAAAGCCCUUCUCCAGCAAUGUGAUCGCGCCACCCAAGUUCCCUCGUGCGGCCCCGCUCACCUCCAAAUCCUGGAUGGAGGAUAACGCUUUCCGGACCGAUAAUGGUAACAAUCUGUUGCCUUUUCAGGACCGGAGUAGGCCCUAUGACACUUUUAACUUGCACUCCUUGGAGAACUCCUUAAUGGAUAUGAUAAGGACUGAUCAUGAGCCUCUGAAAGGUAAACACUACCCUCCCAGUGGCCCACCAAUGAGUUUCGCUGAUAUAAUGUGGAGGAAUCAUUUUGCAGGACGCAUGGGAAUAAAUUUCCAUCAUCCAGGAACAGAUAACAUUAUGGCACUGAACAGUCGGUCUUCUCUCUUUCCCUUUGAAGACGCCUUCUUGGAUGACAGCCAUGGCGAUCAGGCUUUAUCAUCUGGCUUAAGUUCUCCCACUCGAUGUCAAAAUGGGGAACGAGUGGAACGCUACUCUAGAAAGGUGUUUGUUGGAGGCCUUCCUCCUGACAUCGAUGAAGAUGAGAUCACUGCCAGCUUCCGCAGGUUUGGACCUCUCGUGGUAGACUGGCCUCAUAAAGCAGAGAGCAAGUCGUACUUCCCUCCUAAAGGCUAUGCCUUCCUGCUGUUCCAGGAAGAAAGCUCAGUGCAAGCUUUGAUAGAUGCCUGCCUAGAAGAGGAUGGGAAACUGUACCUGUGUGUGUCCAGCCCCACCAUCAAGGAUAAACCGGUGCAAAUUCGACCGUGGAACCUAAGUGACAGUGACUUUGUAAUGGAUGGUUCUCAGCCUUUGGACCCCAGAAAAACUAUCUUUGUUGGGGGAGUUCCACGACCCCUUCGAGCUGUUGAACUGGCAAUGAUAAUGGACCGUUUGUACGGUGGUGUUUGCUAUGCUGGCAUUGAUACAGAUCCAGAGCUGAAGUACCCCAAAGGUGCUGGGCGUGUCGCGUUCUCCAAUCAGCAGAGCUACAUUGCAGCCAUCAGUGCGCGUUUUGUGCAGCUUCAACACAAUGAUAUUGACAAACGGGUGGAAGUGAAACCAUAUGUGCUGGAUGAUCAGAUGUGUGACGAGUGCCAGGGCACGCGCUGCGGUGGGAAGUUUGCCCCGUUCUUCUGUGCCAACGUCACCUGUCUGCAGUACUACUGUGAAUACUGCUGGGCCAGCAUCCACUCCCGAGCCGGCCGAGAGUUCCACAAACCGCUGGUGAAGGAGGGUGGUGACCGCCCUCGGCACGUCCCGUUCCGCUGGAGCUGAACCCCGGGCGACCCAGCUACAAGUACUGGAGUAGAUCACAAGGAGGAAGAGAGGGCACUGCCUCAGGGCUCACGGUGUUCUGGAAAUCUGUGCAUUCGUUCUCGAUUUUUAAAGAAGAAAUGGGUCUUUUUAUUAUUAUUAUUAUCAUUUACAGUCAUAUUACUGAACUCAGCGUCCAGUAUAAUGCAGAAUCGCAGAGUGUGUAACGGUACCCAUUUGCACUUUGACUCACAA